UGUAAGAAGGUAGGUAGAUUGGAUAUUAUGUUUUGCAAUUUAUUGCGAAGACUAUUGGGAAAUGUAAAUAUUAUAGAAUACAUGAAAUAUAUUCAUAUUUGUGUGCAUUUUAGAGGUGGUGGAUUAUAUGAUUAAGGGGGUUGUUAGAAAAAAAUUGGGAUAUGGGGAGUAUUAUAUGAAAAUUUUGAAUAUGGUAGACCAGUUAUCUAUCGUGGUGAAUAUAAUGCUAAUGGUACAAAGGUAGGAAGAUGGGAUAUUAUAAAGUUUAAUAGAUAUAUGAGAGAAUUAUAAAUUGGAUGUAUAAAUUUUGAUGAGAAUGGAAAUGCGAUUUAGUAUUUAAAGACUUUUUAUAUUUAGUAAAUCUGAAUUUUUUGUUGGAUCAUACAAAAAUAGUUUGAAGGUAGGUAGAUGGCAUUUCAUAUAUAAUGGAGAAAAAAUGUAAAUUAUCAUAUGUAUUAGGAAAAUAAUAUUCAUUUAUUUUAGUAUUUAUUUUAGUGGUGGGGGAUCAUAUGAUUAAGAGGGAAAUUAGAUAAAAAUUAAAAGUGGAUGGAAUUGGAUGAAUAGUUUAGUUCAAAUAUAGAUGAAACAAGUCGAUUUUUGGUGUUUUGGUUUUUAAUUGGGGUAUUAAUUAAAUAAAAUAUAACUUAUAAUAAAUUUUAUUUUUUUUGGAAAGAUUAUUAAUCCUGGCCUAUGGACCAAGCAAUUUUUCUAAAUAUAUAGUUCUUUUUGCAAAUUCAGAAGAAAUAAAUAGAUAAUGAAUAUUUAAAUGUCGUGUAUUUUUUAGUAGUGGUGGAUCAUAUGAUUAAAAAGGGAAUUUGAAAAGAUUGGAAAGUGGGUAGAUUUGGAUGAAAAGUUUAACCAUUAGAAAAAAAUCACUUAUAUUGGUGAAUAUAAUAAAAAUGUACAAAGGUUAGUAGAUGGGACAUAUGUAUUGUGAAUAAAGAAAGGAGAAAUAUCAACAAAUGUAUGCACCAUUAAGUAUAUAAAAAAAUGUAAUGAGUAUAAAAUAUAUGUGUGUGUUUAGAGGCGGUGGAUCGUAUGAUUAAGAAGGAAAUUGCAAAAAGAUUGGAAAGUGGGUAGAAUUGGAUGAAGAGUUUAGCUCUGCUAAAUAAAUAACUUAUAACGGUCAAUAUAAUAAGAAAGGUAUGAAAGUAGGUGCAUGGAUAGAAAUGGAUUUAAGGAUAAUAAAAUAAGAGGAGAAAAGAAAUAUGAAAAUUGAAAAGUCUAUAUAAAUAUUAAUUUUACAUUAAUAUCUAAAUGUACUUUAGUUUGCCAAUUAUAACUGUUGUCUCAGCAGUCACACGGGUUUGCCCUUUAUAAAUUUUUGUCUCAGCAGUCAAAUGAAAAAACUUUCUAUUAAUUUUUAAAGUUUUUAAUAAAUUUUGAAAAAAAUAAAAAAAAAAAAACUUUCUACUUCUAACAUAGGUUGA
Molecule: messenger RNA, 1430 nt
Organism: Paramecium sonneborni
Lineage: Eukaryota; Ciliophora; Oligohymenophorea; Peniculida; Parameciidae
Source: the annotation of a GenBank genome assembly